UCAUCGUCAUCCCCAGUAAACAGGGGGGCCAACAUGCGUAGGUAGCGCACCAAAUCCCGAAAAAUGAAUGCUCUUCUUCUCCAACACGUCGCUCUCCCCUCCCCCUCUCCUCCCCGCACCGCAACAACCCUUCCCGCGCCCAUUAUAAUCAUCACUCGAAACCCAAAACCCUUACGAGCCCAGGGCCGCGGCUUCGGCUCUGGCGCCGGCGCCGGCGCCGCGACGUCCGACCCGAAAAAGGGCGAGAUCAAGAUCAAAAGACAAGAUGAUGAUGAGGAGGAUGAUGAGAUACCGCAGGUGGUGUUCGACAGGAUGCUGCGGCGGAUAGCGGUGGCGGUGGGGGCGCCGAUGGCGGCGGGGGCGGGGACGGUGUGCGGGCUGGGGGCGCUGAAGAGUGGGGGCGGGUGGGCGGCGCCGGCGUGGGUGCCGUUCGUGGCGGCGCUCCUGGCGUUCGGCACCUCCGCCUUCGGGAUCGCGUACGGCACGCUCUCGGCCAGCUGGGAUCCGGAGCGGGAGGGCUCGCCGCUCGGCUGGGAGGAGGCGCGCACGAACUGGACCCAGCUCUGGAACGACCACGACCACGACGCCGAGAACAGGAGGAGAUCGUGAAUCGCGCGAAUCGUGCGUGUGUUUGUGUGUUGCGAAUUUGAU
This is a messenger RNA of Ananas comosus (pineapple), 651 nucleotides long. RefSeq lists its product as uncharacterized. The transcript has a single exon. NCBI's taxonomy places the organism in Eukaryota, Viridiplantae, Streptophyta, Magnoliopsida, Poales, Bromeliaceae. The coding region runs from base 64 to 609 and encodes 181 amino acids. The record is from RefSeq and is a predicted model, not a curated record.